AAACGCCAGCCAGUCAAGCACUUCUCAGCAGUCUUGCUCUGGCACCAUUAUUCCCAAGAAGUCGGAGAACAACGAAGACGUCACAGGCACCAAAUAGAAUUUGGGCUUCCAAAAGAUUGCUACCCCUCCCUCUUCUUGGGCCAAGUGGCCCUCCCACGAUAGAGCCAAGAGAACUAGUACUGCGGGCCCUGAUGACGAUAUGACGCCGAAGGAUUUUGCGGCAGUCCCCGGCACGGAGACAGCGCAGUAUGUUGAGAUCGCCGGCAAGACUUCCAUGCCGAACGUCGUCGAGAUCAAGAAGACUUCUCAGUCCAUGUCGAAGAAGCUUGGGAAGGCCAUGAAGAUCAGCUUGGGGAAGAUGAUGCCGUCCAAGCCUGGUGUCAAGUCGAGUGCUCAACUCGAUUACCCCGAGCUCGAAAUUCUGCCCACCAAGGAAGGAUACAAAGACCUAGAAGCGCUCCAAAAGAGCAUUGAAACCUUGAAGGGCAGUGAGCAUGCCAAGAUGGCCACCAAUCCAGUUCUUGCUAUUGCUGAGUUGGAGGACCAGCCAGCGUCCUCCCUGGACACUCUGCCUGCGCGGCUCCACGAAGCCGAGCAUGCGAGACACGAAUCUGCCAAUGAUACCGCCAAUAUCGUCCAUGAUGAUGUUGUUCUGGAGAGCAAGAACGCUCACAUGGGUGGUACUGAAGCUCCGACUAUCCGGCCCGUUACACCGGCCAACAUGAUCAUGCUUCCUGCGGGAGAUUCCACCACCGCCACGACUGAGCAAUGGGCUACCCCGGCCAGUCGUCUGUCUUUCACCACAGCUCUUGAUGAGAAUGACACAGGUGAUGAUCAGCGGAUCAAUACUUAAUUCUCGCAACACGGUCGUUACCGUUGCUGAAGUAGAGAGGUCCGGUCAUCGACAGUAGUACGGUAUAAUUCCGUGGCGAAGAAGGAUGGAGUACGGCACCUCAACAGAAUUUGGCACACUAUGAUGACGCUCAGGAAGGGCAAGGGAUGUUAUGAAUAAAGGCGGUUUUUUGUGGCUUGGAGAGUCUCGGCAAGAACAUUCAGAUAGGCUACGAGACCAGCUUUUUGUAUGGUAUAGAAAGGGGACGAGGUUUGAAUUUCCCCAAGUGUAUAGUUCUUCCUAGGCAGAAGGUUUCAAGGC
Messenger RNA from Colletotrichum acutatum, 1153 nucleotides. RefSeq lists its product as uncharacterized. Bases 200 to 853 code for a protein of 217 amino acids. The record is from RefSeq and is a predicted model, not a curated record. NCBI's taxonomy places the organism in Eukaryota, Fungi, Ascomycota, Sordariomycetes, Glomerellales, Glomerellaceae. The transcript has 2 exons.